Messenger RNA from Clupea harengus (Atlantic herring), 2319 nucleotides. It is a transcript of the gene nmur3, whose product is annotated as neuromedin U receptor 3. The coding region runs from base 808 to 2058 and encodes 416 amino acids. Gene Ontology annotation, molecular function: neuromedin U receptor activity. The record is from RefSeq and is a predicted model, not a curated record. Lineage: Eukaryota; Metazoa; Chordata; Actinopteri; Clupeiformes; Clupeidae. Gene Ontology annotation, cellular component: plasma membrane. Gene Ontology annotation, biological process: neuropeptide signaling pathway. The transcript has 2 exons.
UCCACCCUCCUCAAGUGGCUCUUUUGGUUGCACUGCAAAAUUGUGUUUCUGUCUGAGUGGCUUUGUUCCAGGUUAUGUCCAGCUUCUCAUGUUUGUCUGGGUGUGUAACACGGAACUCUGAACUGAACUGAUGAAAGAGACGACACAGAUUGAAUGUAAAUUACCACAAUUCCAUACUUGGCAAUGUGGAGAAGGAGUAUGGUGAACACAUAAGUAACUGUUUUAACUCAAGAAACAACAUUUCAAAAUAAAAGAAUAGAUACUGUACAACAACUGGUAUGAAGUACUUUGUCUUGUAACUCCUCCAUCAUCAGUGUUCGUAGUGGUCUUCAAAGUCUGAGAGUUGACUUGAGAUUUUGGGUUCACCUACAAUUUCUUUUUUUUUUUUAAGAUUUCUUUUUGGGCUUUUUGCCUUUAAUCAGAUAGGACAGUGAAGGUUUGGACAGGAAAUGAGCUGGAGAGAAGAGGUGGGGAGUGGGAUCGGGAAAUGACCGCAGGCUGGAUUCGAACCCCGGGUCCCCGUGGGCGUUCAAGCCCAUUCAUGGUCGGGGCUGCUGCUUGCGCCACAGCUCCCUGUCACCUACUCUUUCUUGUGUGAGAAAGACCACAAACAUCACACAAACACAAAUGGGCAUAAUGAAUUGUGUGGAAACUGUGCUGUUUACUGAAAGCCUUAAUUUUCCCACGUUACUUUAGGUGCCUCAGAUACUGGAAGAAAAAAGCCCACUGGGUCCCAGGAUACAUUGCUGACAACUCCCAAGGUUCCAUCGUCCUCCACUUACCCAGUCUGCCCUCACCAAGACCACCAUGGCCACUGGCAGCCCUGAGGAUAUCUUCCUGAACAUCUCCGAACUCAACAGCAGUGCCUACAGCAUCAUCUUCAGCAAUGUCUCGGGGAAUGACAGUGCGCUGGAGACGUUAGAGGAGAUCCUGCACCGCGUCCUGGGGCCGCGCAGGUCUCCAUUCUUCCUGCCGGUGGCUCUCACCUACCUGUUGAUCUUUAUGGUGGGCGUGGCGGGCAACCUGCUCACCUGCACGGUGAUCGCCAAGCAUCGGAAGAUGCGUACCCCCACCAACCUGUACCUGUUCAGCCUGGCCGUGUCAGACCUGCUGGUUCUGAUUCUAGGCAUGCCGCUGGAGACCUAUGAGUUGUGGCAGAACUACCCGUUCAUCUUUGGCGAGGGCGGAUGCAUCUUCAAGGUGUUCCUCUUCGAGACGGUGUGCUUUGCCUCGGUGCUGAACGUGACGGCGCUGAGUGUGGAGCGCUACGUGGCCGUGGUGCACCCGCUGCGCACGCGCUACACCGUCACCACGCGCCACGCCCAGCGCGUCAUCACUGCUGUGUGGUUGGGCGCCGUGCUCUGCGCCCUGCCCAAUACCUCGCUGCACGGCAUCUACUACCUGGAGCUGCACGGCGUGCCCGUGCCCGAGUCAGCCACCUGCCACGUGCUCAAGCCCCUGUGGAUCUACAACCUGGUCAUCCAGGUGACCACCAUCUCCUUCUACUUCGUGCCAAUGACGGUGAUCAGUGUGCUGUACAUGGUUAUCGGCGUGCGGCUGGGACAGGAGCAGAGGUCGGUGGGGGGCAACUCCGGCAAGGGCACCGGCUCGGAGGUCAGCUGGACCAUCCACGUGGAGGGAGGGAAGAGGAGGCAGGUCACUAAGAUGCUCUCUGUGGUGGUGGUGGUGUUUGCCAUCUGUUGGGCCCCUUUCCACGUGGACCGUCUACUGUGGAGCUUCACCCCGCACUGGACGGACCACAUGCACGCCGUCUACGAGUACGUGCACAUCCUGUCAGGCAUGCUCUUCUACCUGAGCUCCACCGUCAACCCCAUCAUCUACAACAUGCUCUCCAGCCGAUUCCGCGAGCGUUUCCGCGAGCUCGUCUGCCACAAGGGCGGCGGCGCCACCGCCUCACGCAACAGCUCGCCACCCUUCCGCAAGAUCCUCAAGAGCUCGUCCUGCGCCACCCACGUCUCCAGCAACCGCAGCAGCCGUCCCCGAGAUGUCGCCUCCAACAGCGGCUGGGAGCAUGAGGAUGAGACCACCUUCAUGUGAAAGACCGAUGAUGGAGAAUUAUCUCCAUUAGUUUGACUGGUCCAGCAAGGCUCCAGACAGGAGGAGAGCGUCAAGGUCUUUCUUGCACCCCUGGCAGUGCAGACAUUGUUGGAACCUGUUGUAUAUGUGCUUUAAGUAUGGGGUAUAUGUAUAUGGGGGCGACAGUGGUACAGUGGUAGAGAAGUCGUUUAGUAAUCAGAAGGUUGCUAGUUCGAUUCCCUGUCGAAGCGUCCUUGAGCAAGACACUGAACCCCUAAUUGC